CCCAAGAUGGCUGACCGCGUGCUCGAAUUGCUGGCGCCCUUGCAGGCGGCGCUGUCCGCGUCGCCCCUGGCCGUGAAGGUCUCUGCGGCCGUGGGCUGCCUGGUGCUGUCUCGCCUGGCGCUGCAGCUGCUGGGCUCGCUCUACACGUUCUUCCUGCGCCCGGCCAAGAGCCUCAAGAGCUUCGGCCAGUGGGGCGUGGUCACGGGCGCCACGGACGGCAUCGGCAAGGCGCUGGCCAUGGAGCUGGCGCGUAAGGGCAUGAACGUCGUGCUCAUGAGCCGCACGCAGAGCCGCCUGGAGGAGGCCCGCAGCGAGAUCCUGGCCAAGUACCCCAAGGUGCAGGUGGAGAUCCUGGCCGUGGACUUCAACCGCGUAGACGAGCCCAGCGUGCGCCAGGCGCUGCAGCAGAAGCUGGACCAGGUCAAGGACGUCGGCGUGCUGUUCAACAACGUGGGCGUGUCGUACGACUUCCCCGAGUUCUUCGACCAGCUCCCGGAGGACCGCGUGGACAGCCUCAUCAAGCUCAACGUGACCGCGGCCACCGUCAUGACCAAGCUGGUGCUGCCCGGCAUGGCGCUGCGCAAGCGCGGCGCGAUCGUCAACGUGAGCUCCGGCUCGGGCCGCAUGGUCGUGCCGCUGCUCAGCGAGUACAGCGCCACCAAGAAGUACAUUGAGCAGUUCACGAUCUGCCUCGCCGCCGAGUACAGCGCCAAGAACGUGCACGUGCAGUGCCACGUGCCCAUGUUCGUGUCGACCAAGCUGGCCAAGAUCCGCCACGCGAGCUUCAUGGUGCCCUCGCCCGCCACGUACGCGCGCGCGUCGGUGGCCCACCUGGGCUACGACACGCUGCUGUCGCCCUACUGGCCGCACGCGCUGCAGAUCUGGCUGUACGAGAGCGCCCCCACCUGGCUGCUCAGCAAGGGCGCCAUGAUGACCCACCUGUCGCUGCGCAAGCGCGCGCUCAAGAAGCUCGAGGCCAAGAAGAACCAGUGAGCGGGUCGCAACCGAGGCUUGAUAAGCGCGCAAGCGGGCCGAGAGCGGCUUCAUCGAUCUUUGCGUGUCGACAAUGCAGGCAGUAGCGUAGCACUCGUGCAGCACCAGCCACGUAGCAAAGGAAACCGCCGGCAUUUGUCAAUGCAAGAUAACUGAGCUUGGCC
Phytophthora sojae is the source of this 1157-nucleotide messenger RNA. RefSeq lists its product as hypothetical. Gene Ontology annotation, molecular function: oxidoreductase activity. The transcript has 2 exons. The record is from RefSeq and is a predicted model, not a curated record. NCBI's taxonomy places the organism in Eukaryota, Oomycota, Peronosporomycetes, Peronosporales, Peronosporaceae. The coding region runs from base 7 to 993 and encodes 328 amino acids.